This is a messenger RNA of Bactrocera dorsalis (oriental fruit fly), 1825 nucleotides long. RefSeq lists its product as uncharacterized. Bases 777 to 1400 code for a protein of 207 amino acids. The record is from RefSeq and is a predicted model, not a curated record. Lineage: Eukaryota; Metazoa; Arthropoda; Insecta; Diptera; Tephritidae. The transcript has 2 exons.
UUGAAUUCGAAAAACACAACGCAUUGUGAACGAAAAUACACAAAUGGCUAUAAAUUCAGGCGAACGAACGGCAAGCGGGUAGCAAAAAUGUGUAUUAAACGAGCUGAAAUGAACGAAAUGAAGACAAAAAGCGUUGAAUUCAUAUAAAAAGCAUCUUUAGCUGGCGAACAAAGUUUAAUCAGUUAAAAAAGCUCGACAAGUUGACAACGGGCAGCCGCCUUAGACGAUUAGACGAGAACGCGCGAUUGCAUUGAAAACAACAAAAACAAAAUAAAAUCGAAAAAAUAAUUAAUAAAAAGUUAAUAAAGGCAGAUGAAAUAAAAAACGCGUAAAACGACGAGCUGCCGAGCAUAAAUACACGUUCAAUAACAGACAAGCGAGUUGGCCUUUGAACGCGCGCGCGCCAAACGAAACGAAACGAAACGGUGUGUCAAUAAAGGAGCUGCCAGACACUUGAUUAACACGGCUACUUGCUGGUGUGUGUUCGUGUGUGUGCUUAUUGCAGUGACUUAGUGAUUGCACGGUGUCAACAAAAGACCCAAGCAACGAACUUGCAGUGCAAAAAAAAUUAAAAGAAUUUUGAAAAAUUUUUACGUUUGGCAAAAAUUGCAACGAAAUUGUUAGUGUGUGUGUGCUAUUAUUUACACUUGAAAGCUUUGAAACCUUUUCAGUUCAAACACCAUUCGAAAAGCGUUGGAAUUUCGCACCAGCGCCCUUACACAAACAAAUAUUUGUUUCGCCUAACAAACCGAGCAGCAAACAGCGCUUACCGCAAAAUGUGGCACUAUACACCCGCAAUCUGCCUGUGCGCCGCGCUCGCCGUCAUGCAAGCCGCCCGUGCCGCACAGCUGCCCAACUACGUGCCACCACAGUACUACCACUACCCGACGCCGCGCCAUCCGCUCAACAUACCCGCCAAUGUGGGGCAACAAUAUCAAUUCCAACAACAGUACUCCGCGUACGCGCCGCAACGUUAUGUACAACCUCAACAACAGCAACAACAAUACUAUCAACAAGCACAACCCUCCGCCAAGGUGACACAGCAAUUCUCCUCGCCUGCGCUGGAAAAUGCCGCCUUCACUUCAGCCCUCACCAGCCAGGGUUACACGUUUGGCGGCAAUAGCCUUGCGGCCGCAUCAGUGUCAGCGGCACGCGCGCUGCCCUCAGCGCUGUCGCUGCCACCAUCCAUUGCGCAGUCGCUUGAGUCCAGCAAUGAUAUUGCAUCGGAAGGCACCAUCGAUUCCUCGGAUUCCUCUGUAAAUCUGAAGUUACCGCUGCCAGUGAACAUAGCGCCCAUCAAGGUGCAACCGCUGCCACUGCAGGCGGGCGCUUCCUUCAGCGAGCUGGCCAACGCGGUGACUUCGUACGGCACCGUUUAUCCGCAGCGCAAGCGCCGCUGAAGCACUUAGCUUAGUUUUAUUGCGCUGCCUGCACUGCAUGUGGCGCUGAUGCAAAAGAGGCUGGUUAGUUCCGAGCUAAUUUCAUACAACUAGCAACAACAACAAGCAAGACAGCAAAGCAAUUUGUUUAUUUUUGUUGUGAUUUAGCUGAAGACCUAGGCGCUGCUCAUCAUCAAUCACCAGUCAUAGUUUAAGUUCUACGUUGCGGAGCGGUGUUCUGCUCUGCCGUUAAAUAUAAGUAACUGUUAAAUUUAUUGCUAACACGAUUGCCAACACAUACAUACAUACACGUUCAAUAGAAAUGGUGACGUUGCAGCCGAAAUUGUGCACUUUUGGGCAUUUUACUUUACGAAGCACAAUUUUUGUUUUCUUAAGGAGUUGUAUAGUGAAUAAUUAAAUAUUUUAUAUUUUUUAAAAUUUCUAAA